Molecule: messenger RNA, 1753 nt
Organism: Quercus robur (English oak)
Lineage: Eukaryota; Viridiplantae; Streptophyta; Magnoliopsida; Fagales; Fagaceae
Exons: 3
Coding region: 110-1513 (467 amino acids)
Molecular function (GO): protein binding
Source: RefSeq, a predicted model, not a curated record
AGACUCUCUCUCCUCCCCAAUUCACAACCCUAACCCUAAUUCCCAAACCUUUCAAUGUCUCUCUAUCUCUCGCAUCCAACUUAUUCUCGAAGAAAAAAAGAAAGAAGCUAUGGAUCCUACGGAGGAGGAGGUGGAGGUGGAGGAGGAGGAGGAGAAAGAUUGGGGGAGGUUAGAUGAUCUUGAUGGUGAGUAUGAGAUCUGUAUCUGUGCGCGAGAAACGAGCUAUGAAGUGAUGAAGUGUUAUACCAUUAAGGUCCCAGACCAUGAAGCCCGUACUCCUCUUUCAUACUUUCUCUCACGUCCUUCUGCUCCGCUCAAUGCGGUAAUUCAUGGAGCACAGAUAAGGGAAUACUGCAACUUCACCCCAAAGGAUCUCAGUCCGUUUUCGGUAACCACUGCCGAGGAACCUUACACCUCUAGAUACUUGGCACUGUUAAACAACCAUCUGUAUUCUGUUGGUGGCUAUGCAAAACUCACUAGGUCUGAAUUUGAAGAACUUAGAGGCGGCGAAGACUACCCUCUGCAUGGAAUCUAUAUGCCCAGUAGGUCUGUCUGGACCCUUGACCUUUCAUGUCCUGAUCUGGGUUGGAAGCAGCUUGAUGAGCCCAUGAGAAACCGCAGAAAAGACCCUCAGACCAUUGUUGUAGACGGUAAGCUCUAUGUUUUUGGCGGUUUAUAUGGUUACAAACCCAUACCUGAAGAUUGUUCCUCUGGCCGUGGAUGGAUGGAGGUUUAUGACCCCAUUUUGAAAACCUGGGAAAGCCUACCAAACCCACCCUUCAGCAUCGCAAUCGGAGGAGACUUCGAACCAAUUAUUUUCGCUCAUUUGGAGUUGGAGGAAGACAAACACGAGAUUAUGGUGGUUGAUCUGAGCAAUAGUAAAGAAAACAACAUGUGUGCUGAUUUUUUAAAAUACAAUGUUAUGUCUUCUACAUGGGAAACUUGGCUUCAGCAGCAUUGGGCGUUAGUUGACUCAUAUACUCAAUGUGGAAGGGCUGUAGUUGUUGAUCAUACUAAGGCCUAUUGGGCUUGCAUCAUAUCUAUGGAGAAAUGGAAUACUGAAUGCUGUAUCUUUGGAUUUGAUUUAAAAUCAAAAAGGUGGACUCGUGAACGGCUCAACCCUGGACCAUUUUUGGGGGAAUCUGAAUAUUUCUGUUGGACUAGUCCUGGUCUUCUCCACCUAUCCGAUCACAAAUUCUGCCUUCUGUUGAGCUCCCGCAACAGCUCCCACGAGCCAUCCGAAAAGGCUUCUAAUUUUCUUUUUUGUAUCGUACUUGACCUCUCUGCAUUUUUUUAUAUUUAUAGUGAUCCGGAUCGCAAGCCUCCUCUAUCUGUUAUUUCCAUUCAGAAAUACUCACUGGAUACCGAUAUAGAUUUGUUGGACUGCAUGAUUACCAAUCGUGGAACUCAACCACCAAAGAAGAAGAAACCAAAGACAUCAGAGGAAGAAGGAUCAUUAACACAGGGGCUUGCAAAGAGUGCUAAAAAAAGGGAUGAGUGUUCUUGUUUAUGAAAGGGCUGCAAUUUCAAGGAUGGUUAUUAUAUUUUAUAUGUAUGUGGGAUUGACGCUUCACUUUUGCUAUUUGUUUUUUGUGCAGUUAGACUAAUUAACUACUUAAACUUGUAGGAGUGUAAUUAUAUAGCCCCUAAUGAAAGAAUUGAACUUCUUGGCUUAUUUAAAAUCAUUAUGGAUAUCAAGUGAUGUAAGGCUACAUUGAAAUGAAUUCGAAGCUAUCUUUAUCUAUUAGUUUAA